UGGAUUUGGGGUCUCCUCGUGCGGAAGCAGCUGGUGCUGGGUGGAGAGGUGCCCGGUGGGCGGCAGUAGGGGGGUCGGGUGGGUUUAUAUUUAUAAAAAUAAGAAUCAAAUCGAUGUGGGGGAGAGGUGAUGGUGGCGCUGGCCCUGGCCUGGGUCUCCGGUGGUGCUGGCGAAGAGCAGAGCUUGGUUUUUUAGUGGGAAAGUACUUCAUGCUUCCUAAUGUUUCUCGAAGUACGCCGUUUAUUUUGGGUUUCUCCCAGAAGAGCCAGCGCCGGGGCGCAGCUCUCGCUCGCACGGGGCUGAGUUGCCUCCCGGUAGGCGGGCACCGUCCCUCCGCUCCUUCUAGUGCUUCGUUAGCUAACGAGGAAGCGAGGGACUGAGGCAAGCGGCUCCUGCAGCCGUUGUUUCCAGGGGGGGGUGGGUUGAAGGAGAGAGAUUCCCGUGGGCUGGGAAAGGCCUCACAGGGGGGAUAAACCCCGCCCUUGUGCCGUGGGGGGCUGGCCCCUCCGCCUGCAGGCGGGAGCCUCUGAAUGCCGAAUUUCCCCCGUGCCUGGCGUGGCGAUGCGCUCAGGGCAGUGAAAACGAGGGAAAACGGUCACCGGUCGCGGUUCUGUUCCUUGGCCUCCCGAGAGCGCGGGGGAGCCCUCAGCGCGGCCGCGACUCGAGGUCUCGUCACUGUUCCCCUCCGCCGGGCAGCGAAAAACCUGGGAGUGAUGUGAGUAUUGAAUAUUUUUUCUUUUAAACUGGGAAAUGGAAAGCAUGAAGAGCCAUAGUGUUGUCGCUUGAAAACAAGCGAUGCGCCUGCUGCCUCGGAACGCUGCUGGGCGAGCCGGAGCGCCCCAAAAAGGCAUCCCUGGAGCGGGGGGCUCCUCACCACCCGAAAGGCGUUUCACUAGGCGGGCUGCGCGCCUGCUCGCCUCCACGGCCAUUUCCCACCUCCCUCCCCAGCGUGGGACACCCCGUGUGGGUAUUUUGGGAAGUUUCCUCCCCUGUGGCUGCUCCACGUCCUGGGAAUCGCCGGCGUUUUGCUCGACUCGGGGUUUUCCAGCAGGAAACGAGCGUGGAGUCGGGAGGCUGCCUGCCCCUUCUUGCAGCCCGGGGAUCCUGAAGAUGAUUAAAUCUGUGGUUUGGUGCCGCUGCGGAGCCGGAUGGAUUGAAGACGAGGUGGAAAAGAAGCUUCUAGACCUGCAUGGCUUUUUUUUUAGCGGCUGCUUUGCACCUUUUUGGUGUGAGAAGACAAGCGCCUGCUUUCCCGGGCUGCAGGAGAAGCAUGAAUCCGCCGUCUCUGGCAGGAUGGUUCCCUCUGCCGCCGUGUUUGUGGGAAGCGCUUGGCUCCGCCGUGUUUACCAACAGCGUGGGAGGAAAAUGAAAAAUAAACACCCGCGACCACAAAAAUUGCCAGAACAAAUGGGGGAUGAAGCAGUGCCCGGCCCUGGCUGGCAGAGGUGGUGGGAAGGGGGGGGUCAGCAGCAUGGCGGCGCCUGCCCCGCGCUCAUUAGGCUUCGUCCCGAGCGCAAGAAGAAAGCGUUAAUUGUUCUGGAUGCUUCCCAGCCGCGCGGGGUGUCUGCGGUCGCCUCGAAAUCGGUUUGAUUCCUGAGGAAUGUCCUCUGUGCCAUGGUGUUUGCCAGAAGAUGAAGCGGAGGAGGAAACGCUGCAGGUGAGCGUCGCAGGAGCCGUAAUAUUCCCUGGCAUUAAAAAAGGAGCAUCCACCCUUCCGGCACCUUCCAAGCGUAGACGGCGAGCACCAGCCUGGUGAACUUCUCCCUGCCAAGCCCAGGACUUUUGCAGAUUUAUCUCCAGGUUGGCUCAUGGCUCCGUUUGUCCGGCAGGCGCUGGAGUGCCGCCAGCCGUGCUUUGGCCCCGCAUCAUCCUCUUGCCCACGCUGCCGCAUUUGCGGCCCCCGGUGACGGUUCCUCUUGGCUCUUGCAGCUGCGCUGUGUGCCGGAGCGUGAAGCCCAGGCGUGGAUUUGCUUUCCCAGGUGGUGGUGGGUGCCCACCUGCCCCACGCUGGCGGCACACACGCGUUUCUCCCCGCCUCGCUGCUCUGGAAGCCGCCAGUGGGAACGCCGUGUCCUUAUUUUACAUCAAAUCGAAUUUCUGUCACCAGCAAAUGGAUCUUCCCAGCCAGCUCGGGCAGCGGACGGGGGUUCAAUGUCCCUCAGAAGCGUGUUGGAGCGGGAUGGGGGUGAUGCCGCAGGUUGCUCUGCGCGGUUGGAGCCGACAGCCCGGCGUUAACCAGGUGCCACGUUCACCACAACCAUCUGUGGUCUUAAACCUCGCCACGCUUCUGCUUUUCCGCAUAUUUUGAAGUCAAAAUAAUUUCUGUUGCUGCAGUUUGGGGGGCUGCUCUUAAUUAAUAUGACGGAGGCAUCGCCCAGACGCAGCUCCUCUCCCUGUUUUUCCCUCUGCCCGGUGUUACUUUGUGCCGUGAGCAGAGUACGGCGUCGGCUCUCAUUAAUCUCCACGCCGUCGAUGUCCCUCAGAGAGUCGCCAGCACCUCCCAGUUUAACACCAGCAGCAAACUGGGGUGGUAACUCGCCUCCAGAUCAUCCGUGGGGAUGUGGGGCAGGAGUGGGACCAGCCAGACACGCCUCAGCUCAGCCGUGACCUGCUCGUAAUUAUCAUCGCAACGAGACCCGCGCCCCGGCAGAAUCCCCCCAUGAUGCCUUCGUCAGACCUCAGAUUUAAUGAGCUUCCCCUUUCCAGUGACGUCACCCCGCGGCUGCGUUCCAUUCUGAGUUUAUUUUUAAUUCCUUCGCUCCGGAUUGCGCUCGCGGUUGCAGAAGUGCGAUUCCCCGCAGUGGGAGCAACACUUUGGGUGGAAUUGAUCCCAUUUUGGCACUGGAGGGUGGAUUCAGCCCCCCCUGUGCCCCGGCCUCUGGGCUGUAACCACCGACCCGCUUCCAGCCCCCAGACCGGGAUGGGCGUCGGAUUUGAGCAGCCAUUCUGUGCGCUGCGUCUGAAUUCACCAGGGAUUUCAAUUUCUUGGGGAGGAGCAAUGAUUUUCCCACGCAGAUCCAUGCUUUUCCACAGAAAUCCAUGCUUUUCUGCAGAAAUCGACGCUUGUCCACGCUAAUGCCAUGCUUUUCCGCAGAAAUCGACGCUUGUUCCACGCAAAUCGACGCUUUUCUGCAGAAAUCGCCCGUUCAACGUGAACGAGCUGCUGGUCUGUUCUGGUGCCGGAUUUCGCCGCUUCCCUGCCCACUCCCAACAGGAUCUUUUGGCUUCUCUGGCAUCUCCGGCGUCGCGUUUGCCAGGAGUGAGCGCGGGGCGACUUGAAAUCGAUUCCCACGUUGGUGCCAAAAAUAAACAAACCGCUGCCAGACCCGGCGUAAGCCGCUUCGGCUGGAAAGACAAACGGAGGAGCGCGUUCCAUGUGUGCUGCGGGGAAUCCCGGGAAUAUCCAGCGCUCCCAGGAGUAUCCAGCGCUCUGGAUGGAUUUGGCAGCGGGGUUCGCUGUUCCCGGCGAUGCGGCGUGCGGGAGGCCAGGCUUGCCGCCGUGCUGGUGAGCCAGGGCUUCACGCCGGUGCCGUGCCUAACCCUAAUUCCCUUUUCUGCACCCGGUUCGGGGGGCUUUUCCAGGAGCUGCGGCAGCUCCAGCUGAGACGAGCCUUCCGGUGCCAGGACCCGCUGCCCGCUGCGAAGAUGUCGACUCCGGAUCCUCCGAUGGGGGGGACGCCACGGCCGGGGCCAUCGCCAGGACCAGGGCCAUCCCCGGGGGCCAUGCUGGGCCCCUCUCCCGGCCCCUCCCCCGGCUCCGCACACAGUAUGAUGGGACCCAGCCCCGGGCCACCCCCCGCCGGGCACCCGCUGCCACCCCAGGGGCCGGGGGGCUACGCUCAGGACAACAUGCAUCAGAUGCACAAGCCCAUGGACUCCAUGCAUGAGAAGGGAAUAACCGACGAUCCGCGCUACGGCCAGAUGAAAGGGAUGGGGAUGCGGCCCGGCGGGCACGCAGGAAUGGGUCCUCCUCCGAGCCCCAUGGAUCAGCACUCUCAAGGUUACCCCUCCCCGCUCGGCGGCUCCGAGCACGCCUCGAGCCGGUACCGGGCCAACGGGCCAUCCUCCGGCCCUCAGAUGUCCUCGGGCCCCGGCGGCGUCCCCUUGGAUGGCAGCGACCCCCAAGCGCUGGGGCAGCAGAACCGGGGCCCGACGCCGUUUAACCAGAACCAGCUGCACCAGCUGCGCGCGCAGAUCAUGGCCUACAAGAUGCUGGCGCGGGGGCAGCCGCUCCCCGAGCACCUUCAGAUGGCGGUGCAGGGCAAGCGCCCCAUGCCCGGAAUGCAGCAGCAAAUGCCGACGCUACCUCCGCCCUCCGUGUCCGGGACGGGAGCAGUGCAAGGAGCAGUGCAAGGGGCCGACCCCGGACCUACACCUCCCAACUACAACAGACCUCACGGUAUAGGGAGGGCCCAACAUGCCCCCCUCCCGGCCCCUCAGGAGUUCCCCCAGGAAUGCCCGGGCAGCCCCCCGGCGGCCCCCCCAAGCCCUGGCCGGAAGGUGAGAACCACCUUAACCCCCGACACGUGCCCGUGA
Molecule: messenger RNA, 4536 nt
Organism: Falco peregrinus (peregrine falcon)
Lineage: Eukaryota; Metazoa; Chordata; Aves; Falconiformes; Falconidae
Product: transcription activator BRG1-like
Biological process (GO): regulation of DNA-templated transcription
Cellular component (GO): nucleus
Molecular function (GO): ATP binding
Source: RefSeq, a predicted model, not a curated record